Cyphomyrmex costatus is the source of this 1111-nucleotide messenger RNA. It is a transcript of the gene Rpi, whose product is annotated as Ribose-5-phosphate isomerase. NCBI's taxonomy places the organism in Eukaryota, Metazoa, Arthropoda, Insecta, Hymenoptera, Formicidae. The record is from RefSeq and is a predicted model, not a curated record. Gene Ontology annotation, cellular component: cytoplasm. Gene Ontology annotation, molecular function: ribose-5-phosphate isomerase activity. The transcript is spliced from 6 exons. Bases 53 to 769 code for a protein of 238 amino acids. Gene Ontology annotation, biological process: D-ribose metabolic process; pentose-phosphate shunt, non-oxidative branch.
UUCGUUUGUUCGAAUAGUUAGGUCGCUCCACAGUUCUUCAGGAAAAUUAAGAAUGGAUUCACUUGAGAAUGCUAAGAAAAAUGCGGCUUACAAAGCUGUUGACGAAUACGUCCAAAAUAAUUGUGCUAUCGGGAUUGGCAGCGGAUCCACUAUAGUUUAUGCUGUUCAACGACUUGCUGAACGUGUUAUACAAGAAGAACUUAAUGUAAUCUGUGUUCCUACAUCGUUUCAAUCUCGUCAACUUAUAUUAGAUAAUCAUCUUACUUUAGGCAACUUAGAAACUCAUCCACAUCUGUAUUCUGCAAUUGAUGGAGCAGAUGAAGUCGAUAAAGAUCUGAAUCUCAUUAAAGGUGGUGGAGGAUGCUUAUUACAAGAAAAAGUUGUUGCUUCCUGUACCAAUCGAUUUGUUAUCAUAGCAGAUUAUACAAAAAAUUCAGUAAAGCUUGGCGACAAGUAUAAAAAAGGAAUUCCUAUUGAAGUGGUUCCUAUGGCGUAUAUGCCAGUUAAACUUAAAAUUGAAGAUAAUUAUGGAGGAACUGCGAAAAUUAGAAUGGCUGUUGCUAAAGCUGGUCCAGUAAUAACAGAUAAUGGUAAUUUUAUUUUGGAUUGGCACUUUCCUGAUAUUGAUUCAAAUUCUUGGAGAAAGAUUAACAUGGAAUUAUCUCUGAUACCUGGAGUUGUAGAAACUGGUUUAUUUACUGAUAUGGCUGAGACAGUUUUUUUUGGUAUGCCAGAUGGCACUGUACAGGAACGAAGUGUACACAACUGAACGAAACUUAUUUGGAUGAAAUAUUAGUUGCUUUCCAUUUACACACAAGUGAAACUGAGUCUGAAGUGAGCUGAGUAUGAAAUAUUCAGAUUAAUGACGUCACUACUUGCUUAUUUUGGUAAAAUUAACAAGUAACAGGUUUAUAAUGUCACUUUUAAAGUGAGUCUACGAGACUCAAUAAAGCACACGGUCUCGAUCUUGUGCAGUUUGCAGGUAAAAACUCAGUUGAAUCUCACUUCUCAGAAUACAAAAGGAACGCGCAUUCAACUGAGUUAUGACAUCACAAGUGAGAAUUAUCUGAGAAUCGGAGUAAAUGGAAAGCAAUUAUUGAAUGCAUGUUAA